AUGACAGCCUCUCCCCUCGAGGCUACGACAAACUCCACCGCAGCCGCGCUCGAACCCCAGCAGGAGCCUCUAUGGGAGUUUGGCGCACUCACGCUCGACACUUCGAGCAGCAGUACACGGCGACGCUCGACGCACAGACGUUCCCAGAGUACAGCGACCUUGGCGACAUCCAGGGAGUACCGCAGUGACUACCAUUCCUCAGCGUCGAGGGGGCUCGAGCGCCCGAUCGAACUUCGCCGAGACUCGAUGACGACCUCAACCAGUGCUCUGUCCCUUCCGACAUUAGCAGAAGACAACGACGACAAUCCUCCCGAGCGACCCAAGUUGCAGAGGGGCCGGACAUGGGUUGUGGAGCCGCCCACCACGUAUACGCACUCGAGGCGGGGGUCCAAUGCGACGAUUGCUGGUCAAUUUGUGUCGCAGACGACUUCUGGUUCCUUACGACACCGAGCCACCAUUUCAUUCGGAACACCAGCGUCACCUGGUCUGUCGCGACGAGGUUCGUUUGCAAGUCUGCAUGGCGAACCAACCCCGCUCCCUGUUCCAGCCUCAGUGUCGGUCUCGGAUGUAGCGGCAUUGGCGACCAUGUCUCAAGAACCCACGACGCCUUCUCGCCGGAACAGCACGGCCAACCCCUCUGACACGUUACGAGCACGGUUACGCACCCUCUCCCAGCUCGAGGGCAAGGCACCUGAACCAGCAAUCGGGCUCAACGCCGACGUCCUCGAACCACCACCAUCAUCUCGCUCCGCCGUCGCCGACGCCUACAAGUCGCCGGCUGAUGCGGUCACACAGCCACCGGCACUCCAUGCCGGAUGCGACACUCCUAUUUCAGGACCUGCCGACAACGUCGUGCCUCCGUCAGCCUGCGCAGCUCCGAAUGGGCGGAGCGAAGGAGACCCUUUGGGAGCCGAACCGCACGCUGGAGCGGCGGUCCUCGGCUCUCGUGACUCGCGCACCUCGAACCGCUACUCGCUCGAGAUGCCACCACCACCCUUGCCCCUGUCUCGGCGACCGUCCGCCGCACCCAGCGUCUCGGGCGAGGAGCCGCCCGAGAUCCUCCUUCCGUACCGGAGUGCGCCGCGUGACGCUCCGGGUGACCUGUUCACUGUCCGCCCGCCGCGUCCGCCCCGCCGCGGCUCGACGCUAAGCAUGGUGGAGACCCCGACCCCGACGAGCAGCGAGCAGUCUUCCCCGGGCAGCCUGGUAAGCGACAGCGGGUCGCUGUCACCGACAUCGAUUGAGAGCCUCUCAAUAGGUCCCGCAAUGAUGCGGGAGAGGGAGCGCGAGCGCGCACGGGAGGAGGCACAGCUCAAGCUCACCGCCAUCAGCGCAUACAGCACGAGGCGAAACAGCCGCGGGCCGGCGUGGAAGGCGCGCCGCGCACGCGUCACGCAGAGCAUGCACCUCGACCUGGACGAGGAGCGGUUCCUCGACUUUGACGACAUCUAA
Molecule: messenger RNA, 1452 nt
Organism: Trichosporon asahii var. asahii CBS 2479
Lineage: Eukaryota; Fungi; Basidiomycota; Tremellomycetes; Trichosporonales; Trichosporonaceae
Exons: 4
Coding region: 1-1452 (483 amino acids)
Source: RefSeq, a predicted model, not a curated record